This is a messenger RNA of Rhizoctonia solani, 606 nucleotides long. RefSeq names its product Retrotransposable element Tf2 protein. Bases 1 to 606 code for a protein of 201 amino acids. The transcript has a single exon. The record is from RefSeq and is a predicted model, not a curated record. NCBI's taxonomy places the organism in Eukaryota, Fungi, Basidiomycota, Agaricomycetes, Cantharellales, Ceratobasidiaceae.
AUGUUUGUAAAGAAGGCAGAUGGUUCCCUCAGACUGGUUGUUGACUAUUGGAAACUCAAUGAUGUCACCCACAAAAACAUUUACCUGCUUCCUAGGCAAGACAAUCUCAUGGCCAAACUCAGGCAUGCAAAACUAUUCACAAAAUUGGAUUUGCGUUGGGGAUACAACAAUGUUUGGAUCAGAGAAGGUGAUGAAUGGAAGACAGCUUUUAGAACCAAAUACAGGCUAUUCAAAUACCUAGUAAUGCCUUUUGGUGUUACCAAUGCACCAGCUGCCUUCCAACAUUUUAUGAACAACCUAUUCAGAGAUCUGAUUGAUGUCACCAUGGUCAUUUACUUGGACAAUAUCCUGAUCUUCUCUGAAAAACUGGAAGAGCACCCAGACCACAUCAGAGAAGUACUAUCCAAACUUAUGAAAAACCAGUUGUUCUGUAAACUGUCAAAAUGCCAUUUCCAUGUUACCACAGUGGACUAUCUGGGUAUUGUCAUCUCUCCCAGCAGAUUCUCCAUGGACCAAAAGAAAAUCAAGGCUGUCACAUCUGGGCCCCAACCCCAAAUGGUCAAACAAGUACAGGCAUUUUUAGGAUUUGUUAACUACCUCCAGUAA